Pocillopora meandrina is the source of this 3044-nucleotide messenger RNA. NCBI's taxonomy places the organism in Eukaryota, Metazoa, Cnidaria, Anthozoa, Scleractinia, Pocilloporidae. The record is from the annotation of a GenBank genome assembly.
GGAGAGAUAUUUUUGUUAUUCAAUUUGAUACGGUUUGAUUUUUACAUACAUUUAACAGGUUUGUUUACAGUUAUCUCGUAUCUUAAAAGGAUAUUUUCUUAUCCGAACAAAACGGUCGAAAGUACAGACAGUGAAAGGUCAAAAUCUUUCUCUGAUUUUGUUAAUGAAACCUUCGCUGCAUCGCCGAUUAAAAUUGCUGGUAUAUCACAAACGAUCGGCGAUAUCUCAGAGUUUUUCCUGAAAACUUGAUUUAUAUGAUAUUCCUCUAGCUUGAUUUAGAAAUUUAAUUUACAGCUUGUCGGAUGUCUUUGAUAAAAUUUGGUAUAAUUUAUCAUCAAAAGAAUCGUAGGGAUUCAUUUGCAUCCAUCCUCUUCUUUUCGAUGGAAUAAAGAGCACUUAACUGAACAUAAGGUUUCUUGCUAUUGGCUGUAUCUGAGGAAACGAUCUCUACACUACAGCGACGUGAAAAAUCAUUGAAAUGUCUUUCCGGCUCAAGGAGAAGGUUGUACCUGUUUGUAAUUUUCAUAGUUUGACUCCUCAGUGGAGAAAGCCUUUUCUGAAAUUUUUCAAAUGUUUUUGCUUGAAGGUGUAGUUGUAAACACAUGCCGGACACAUAACAAACCAGGUCACAUCAUAUAUCAGGGUGGAGCGAUAACUCAGGAUCUGUAAACUACGAAUUUACAUACAGAUUAGCGAACAGCUUUUCACCUGCUUUUUGAUAUCCACCGACGACAAUACACACAAAGCAUCACAAAGAAGAAAUUUAGAAAGUAUAUUUUGAUUCCACCUUUCAGUGUUUCCUCUGGCAGCUUAAGUGCACUAUAAAUCACAAUGUCUCAUUUUGUCUUCUGUUUUCAGAACCACCAGUUGUUGAAAUCACCUCAGAGAGUUCUUCAGGUUCGCGAAGGUCGCGACGAUUUUUACAGCUCUGUUUAAAACCACAAGACACCAGAUGUCAAUGAUGGAUCACUAUCAACAAUAUGGUGUUACCACAGCAUUCGUUAGCCCUUUGUAUAUCCUCACCAUGAUUGCGGGAUCCCUCGGCAAUGGCUUGAUAAUCUAUUCUUAUGUGACCGACAACUCCAUUCGAAAAACGUUUUACUUCCUCAUCACCAACUUGGCGAUCGCCGAUCUGUUGAUUUCCCUCCUUUUUACCCCAAUGUUGUUCAUCUAUCGGGUGUACGCCAAGGCUGAGCUUAUAGCAUACACACCGGUUUGCGAAAUCAGCCUGUUUCUCUCCAUGUUCAGCAUUUCCUUGAUGUAUUUUGUUUUCCCAUUGUUGGCUUACCAUCGAAAAGAUGUCAUGUUGCGACCACAAAAUCCCAGGCUCUCUCUGGUGCAAGCACACCUGAUGGUGUCCAUAUUCUGGAUCCUGUGCAUCUCGUCCGCUGUUUUUAUGGUCCUCAUGGCCCGAAAUGAGUUCACGAAUGGCGACCCGACACCAAAGCUUUACCGCUGCUUGCUGAUUAACCAGCGUCUGGAUACAUAUGCGCAGGUGUUCCUCGGGUACUCGGCGACCCUGUACGGCCUGUCUAUUGCCUUUACAGCCAUGAUCUACCUGCAGAUAUUUUUUACCCUGCGAACCCAUCUUGAAGGAGUGAAUGGAUCGGCGGACGAGCGACAUACAACCAAGUUGUGCUUCUGGAUAGCAAUCGUGUACACUGCUUUCUGGACUCCGUUCCUCCUCGUUCAACUUGCCGGAAUCUUUGGUACCUACACAGAGCUUUAUUUCAACCUUCACGGCUGUUCAUCUGCUAUUGGGGUCAUUGGGUCAGCGGUGAAUCCAUUGCUGUAUGCUGUCAUGAAUCCAUAUUAUAAGACCAGGAUGCGCGACUUGUUCAAGCGACUGACUUGCCGCGGUUAGUAGCAUCAUGAUUCGAGGACUCGGCACCUGUGUUAUCGUUAGCUAAUGAGAGAUUUUCAGUUGAAUACUAUAGGACAAACGCCGAAGCAAUCGCAUAUGCAAAUGUCGAGAAAAAUAAGCCAUCUGUAAGCAAUGAAAAAUAAGGGUGGAAAACGACCUGUAAAAAUGUGGCAUAGCCGCAGAUGGCUUUCAUUUCGCUUCUGAUUUGUCGUUGCGAGGUUAGCGCGAGAUUUUUAAACCAAUCAAAGAGCGAGGAUGAACAACGCCAAUGUAAUCCCGAAUUACUUUUAGCUCUCAAUUGCAAAUUGCUCCAUACAGGAGAUGAUUAUGAAUCAAAAUACAGCAACUUUAGACUACUGUAAACAUGAAAAUUGAAAAUCGCUUCAUUAAGUUUAAACUCUGUUAAAAAAAAAAAAAAGACAAGUUUUUUUUAAAGAAGUAACCCUACAACUCUCAGAAGUGAUUCACAAGUAACUUCCCCCUACAAUGUCGAUACAAUAUCCAGCAAACAGGUAAUGGGAAUACUCAGACUUGUCAGGUAGCAGUUAGAAUCUUGAUUUUAACAGCAAAUUCUCAUUACUAAUUUACAAGUAAAAGUGUAGCAACCAGACUGGAGAAAAAAAUGAAUCAAUCUUGAGAGUUAAAGGUUUUAAUAUUUUUUUUUUCUAUACUUGCUUGUUUCAGUCUAAAAUGUUUUGAACUCCAGUUAGUAUUUGCUAGAAGCUGUGUCUUUUUUGUUGUUUUUUUUUUUCUCCAAAACCCUCUGAUACUGAUAUGUUGAUUAAUUCCCUGAGUUAUUUACAAAUAGGGUGGCCUUUCGUCGCCGGUUAUAGCUGCAUGGUACAAAAAAAUUUAACAACAAUAACUAAAGAAGUAAACAAGCUCAGUAACUUAAAGUUAAUGUGCUAAUUGUAUCAUUUGCAGAAACGGCCCCGACCAUGACAGAAGAAAUCUAGAAACUAAAAAUUUUUGUUCAGCAAGUAAGGAAUGAGUUAUAAGUAUACAUUUACUAUCUUUGCCGAGACAGCUUGGUAUACAGUAGAAAAGUACAGUUUAAGCUUUUAAGUCAUUUUUAGAGGACAUGGUUGAUGCUUCAGAUGCUAAGUCAUUGUCAUAUGUAAAACAUGUAAAUUGAUGUGAUUUGAUGUGGUAGUUUUGUCGAAGGUACGUAGUAUUGGAG